AAAUCCAUCUCACUCUGACUACAAACCUUUUCUUCUCAAACACAUUUUCUCAUCAUUCGAACAAACAAACAAAACCAUUUUCUUUUCUCAACUACAAAACCUCAUCCUCAUUACCCUUUUUCUUCCUUUCCCUAGAAAAAUAAACUGUUUUCUUCCUGACCAAACACUCUAAAAGCUAGCCUUCUGAUCAAAUCCGUUCACCCACCCGGUCUUUGUUCAUAUCAUCCUUAAUUUCUCCAAAAAACCAACUUCAAAUGGCUCCUGACAUCACCACCACCGGGCUAACCAAGGCCGCCAUCAUGCCCACCAGAGCAUACGUUACGUUCUUGGCCGGUAAUGGAGACUACGUGAAAGGUGUGGUUGGGUUGGCAAAGGGCCUGAGAAAGGCAAAGAGUAAGUACCCACUGGUAGUGGCAAUCUUGCCAGACGUGCCCGAGGAGCACCGUGACAUUUUGGUGUCUCAGGGUUGCAUAGUGAAGGAGAUUGAGCCGGUUUACCCACCUGAGAACCAAACCCAGUUUGCCAUGGCAUAUUACGUUAUCAAUUACUCCAAGCUUCGUAUUUGGGAGUUUGUGGAGUACAGCAAGAUGAUCUACCUAGACGGAGACAUCCAAGUUUUUGAGAAUAUAGAUCACCUCUUUGAUCUCCCGGACAACUAUUUCUAUGCAGUGAUGGAUUGCUUCUGUGAGAAAACAUGGAGCCACAGUCCACAAUACAAGGUUGGUUACUGCCAACAGUGCCCAGACAAGGUCAAGUGGCCUGCUGAGUUAGGCCCCAAGCCUCCCCUCUACUUCAAUGCCGGCAUGUUUGUGUAUGAACCCAACAUGACCACAUACCGUGACCUCCUCAGGACAGUCAAAACUACCCCUCCUACCCCUUUUGCUGAGCAGGACUUUCUGAACAUGUUCUUUAGGGAUGUUUACAAGCCGAUCCCUCCAGUUUACAACCUUGUCCUGGCUUUGAUGUGGCGCCACCCAGAGAACAUCGAGCUUGACAAGGUCAAAGUUGUUCACUACUGUGCUGCUGGGUCAAAGCCAUGGAGGUAUACUGGGGAGGAACAGAACAUGGACAGGGAAGACAUCAAGAUGCUGGUGAAGAAAUGGUGGGACAUAUACAACGAUGAGUCAUUGGACUACAAGAAUACCGUGCCUGCAGGAGAGGCUGGAGCAGGGGAUGAACAGAAGAACCUGCAAGCAUUUUUGGCGGCGCUUUCCAAGGCUGGUGUCGUGAACUACGUUUCAGCCCCAUCCGCCGCUUAGUGCUUGUGUAGGUUUUAUUUAGUUGAAGGGUUGGUUUUGGUCUUUCUGUUUUUUAAGUGGAAGACCUUCCUAUACGUUUAACUUGUAAGUAAUAUUGUCUUUUUAAGGGUUGGCUUUGGUCUUCUUUAUUUUUAAGUAGAAGACCUUCCUAUUAUUUUUUCAUUCGGAUUGUUAAAGGACUUUUGGGUCCUGCUUGCCAUUCCUUGGCCAUUGUUUGUUUCUUCAUAUUUUCUGUUUUAUCAAAUACAAAUAUUUAAGUAUA
Messenger RNA from Juglans regia (Persian walnut), 1521 nucleotides. RefSeq names its product galactinol synthase 2-like. NCBI's taxonomy places the organism in Eukaryota, Viridiplantae, Streptophyta, Magnoliopsida, Fagales, Juglandaceae. Gene Ontology annotation, molecular function: glycosyltransferase activity. The record is from RefSeq and is a predicted model, not a curated record. The transcript is spliced from 4 exons. The coding region runs from base 255 to 1259 and encodes 334 amino acids.